GCAGCUGCUAAGUUUCCUGUUUAUUUGACAUUACGAGAACACAUGGACAUUUCUACCAAGUAUCUAAAGCUACAGUUAAAUACACGAGUUAUUUACAUUGGGGCUCCAUGAAGACCAGCUAGCUCAUGUAAUGUAAAGAUGGUAGAAGUUAGCUAGUGUUACUUUGCUCCUAUCAACCGAAUGGAGGUCUUAAAGUCAUCUGAAGAGGAAACCAGUUGUGUGUCCAGUGUCAGGCCUGGAGUGAAGCAGAUUACGGGGAGCACUCGAAGGCGACAUUCCUCUCCAGAUCAUUUGAAUCCAAGAUGUCUGAAGAGGUAGUUGAGGAGAUGCAAGACGAAGAGGUAGAAACACAGCAAGACGAAGAACCUCCUCCCACCGCUGAAGAGCCUGCAGAAGAAGAGUCUCCAGUUGCAGAAGAAGAUGACUCAAAACCCAAACCAAAAGCGUUUGCUCCAGUGAUGGCUGUGCCAAAGAUACCAGAGGGAGAGAAAGUCGACUUUGAUGACAUCCAGAAGAAGCGUCAGGAGAAGGAUCUUGCUGAGCUGCACUCUCUGAUCGAGGCCCACUUCAUCCAGAGGAAGAGGGACGAGCAGGAACUCAUCACUCUCGUUAACAGGAUCGAGAAGCGUCGUGCUGAGAGGGCUGAACAGCAGAGGAUCCAUGCUGAGCAGGAGAAAGAGAGGCAGGCCCGUGUUGCUGAGGAAAAGGAGAGGAAGGAGCAGGAGGACGCACGUAAGAAGCAGGAUGAGGACGCCAAGAAGAGGAAAGCUCUGACAAACAUGACUCACCAGUAUGCCGGCAUCCAACAAAGGGACGGCAAGAAGGGAGCUAAGAAGCAGACAGAGCGAGAGAAGAAAAGGAAGAUCCUGGCAGAGAGGAGGAAGCCUCUCAACAUCGACCACCUCAGUGAGGACAAACUGAAGGAGAAAGGCAAUGAGCUGUGGCAGUGGCUAAUGACACUGGAGGCAGAGAAGUAUGAGCUCACUGAGAAACUGAAGAGACAGAAAUAUGAUAUCAAUGUGCUCCAGACCCGAAUCGCUGAGCAGCAGAAGUUAUCAGUCUGCUCCAGGCUCGUAUUCAGGACCACCAGAGAUCUUAAGGUUAAAGGACCAAAAAAGACAGCAACAAACACAGGGUGUGAAAGGUAAGGCUGCAGCUGGGUUCUGUGUGGAAUUGCAUGCAUUGCCUUUCUUUAAUAGCAUGCUGCUUUAGUGUUUGCCAUCGUCUCUGUUAUAGAGCUCCACAUUGUGGUUCCAGAAGUAAAAUCCUGUUCAUUUUCUGCUAUUAUACAAUUUUUAUAUUAUAACCAUCCAAGGUAGAUUUACCACAAGCUUCUUUCUUUUGAAAUGAUGUUGUACCUUUGCCUUUUUGCUCUGAAUCAAAUAUUAUAUUGUUACGAUUAAUCUUGUAGCUGCAACGCCUGGAUCCAGCAAUAAAACUAAUUUCAGGAUGAUUUUCUAAAAUGACAAUAGAGAAAAUGAAAUGGGGAAUUAACCUGUCACAAGUGUUCUAGAAGUAGGCGCUCACUAUUUCGCUGUAUUUAAAGUUGAAGGAGAACAAU
Molecule: messenger RNA, 1561 nt
Organism: Paralichthys olivaceus (Japanese flounder)
Lineage: Eukaryota; Metazoa; Chordata; Actinopteri; Pleuronectiformes; Paralichthyidae
Source: RefSeq, a predicted model, not a curated record